Lolium rigidum is the source of this 1461-nucleotide messenger RNA. RefSeq names its product hsp70 nucleotide exchange factor fes1. The record is from RefSeq and is a predicted model, not a curated record. The transcript has 6 exons. NCBI's taxonomy places the organism in Eukaryota, Viridiplantae, Streptophyta, Magnoliopsida, Poales, Poaceae. Bases 141 to 1274 code for a protein of 377 amino acids.
UCCCACGAAGACGAAGAGAAAGAGAGCGCUACAAAAGGGGAGGAAGGCCACCGAGAGGUAGCAGCUACAACUUCCCGCGACCGCGCACACCUCAAUCCAAACCCAUCGCUUCGCCUCUCCGGCAGCAGCAGUAGCAGAGGAUGGCCAAGGAAGGAGCGGGUGGAGGGCCCGACUGGAACGGCCUGCUCAAGUGGAGCCUCGCCCACGGCGGCGACGGCACCACCCCGUCGCGCGUGCUCAGCGAGGAGGACAGGAAAUGGUUCAUGGAGGCGAUGCAGGCGAACACAGUCGACGUAGUCGGCAGGAUGAAGGAGAUCGCCCAGGUGAUGAAGACCCCUGAUGAUGUGCUGCAGUCUCACGGCGUGACUACAGAGAACAUUGAAGAUAUGUUGGAUGAGUUACAAGAGCACGUGGAGUCCAUUGAUAUGGCAAAUGAUCUUCAUUCUAUUGGUGGAUUAGAUCCUCUACUUGGUUACUUAAAAAAUUCACAUGCUGGCAUCCGAGCAAAGGCAGCAGAAGUUGUGAGUACAGUUGUGCAGAAUAACCCGAAAAGCCAGCAACUUGUCAUGGAAUCUAAUGGACUGGAGCCACUGUUGACAAACUUCAGGUCUGAUCCUAGCAUGAAUGCACGCACCAAAGCUCUCGGAGCUAUAUCUUCUCUCAUUCGCAAUAACCAGCCUGGACUUGCUGCGUUUCGCCUAGGAAAUGGCUAUGCUGCUCUGAAAGAUGCACUUGGUUCUGAUGAUGCUAGACUUCAGAGGAAAGCUCUGCAUCUCACACAGUACCUGCUGGACAACAAGGCGGACAGGAACGUUGCUGUAGAGCUUGGUCUUCCUAAUCUUAUGGUGCACCUCGCAUCCAGUGAUGAUUCUGGAGUCCGAGAGGCUGCCUUAGGCGGCCUUCUUCAGCUGGCGCGGGACAGAACAUCGGCUGCAGGCAACACUCUACCUAAUCAAGACAAGCUGAAGGACAUCCUCAGGAGCCGAAUCGAAGGCAUCAGCGCCAUGGACGCUGACGACCUCCAAGCAGCCCGUGAGGAGCGACAACUUGUGGACUCCCUCUGGAAGGAAUGCUACGAUGAGCCAUCAUCUCUCAGGGAGAAGGGCCUCGUGGUGCUUCCUGGGGAGGACGCACCACAGCAGCCGCCACCAGAUGUUGCAGGUAAAAUGUUUGAGCCGCCACUCCGGGCAUUUGCUGCACCGAGGCCUGCUCUAACGGAAGACUCCGAUUCGGGUAGUGGGAAGAAGGAUCCACCUUUGCUCCUAGGCCCAUAAGUCUGUGACCAUCUCCAACUCUCCCAGCUCCAUCUUGUUGGACUUCAUAGAACCUAUUGGAACCCUGCCUGAGAGUAGGCAUGUUAGAAGUUGGAACUUCGAUAAUUCUGCGUGUACAACUCUUUAGCGUUUUAUGCCCCUUGUACUACUGAUCAGUUAUGUGGUUGAUGCGAAUGUUUUGCUUCUA